CGGUGGCGUUUUUAAGAAUCCCACGAGUUGUCCUGGCACGACAUGCCCUGCUCUAAUAUUACGAGGUCACGCGCCGCUGCACUCUGAUUAGCUGUUGUAUCCCGGUAGAAGCCGCCCUGCUGCUUCCAGACGGGAAAAGAUGGACUGUUUGUGUUGUGACUUAUGUGUGGCGGCGUUAAUAUGUUUCCCACUAACCCUAACCCACCCUAAAUCCUAACUUUAACGCAUCCUAAACCGCCUCCGCACCAACCCUAGCCUUAAACCGGACCAUAACAAACUUAUUUGUUUUUAUUUCGGACAAAUGUGGUACACAUUUGGGAUCGUCAUUUCCUUACGUCUACGUAGCCUACCCUUCACGCGAUGCAGGAGCCAAUCAUGUUGCAGAGGGGCGUGUCUUGCCAGGAACGCGCGUUGGACUCCGAAAAACGCCUCCGGGUGUACUUACGUCACCAAACUGCGACAUCAGCGCAUAACAAGCGCCACAUUUUUUUUGUUGCGCCUAAUAAUUCCGAUAUAUUCGGCUCAACAUCAGAGUCAAGUUUGAGAUAAGAGAUUAACGUAUUCAGGGUAUAGAGCAGGAAUUACUGUAAUGCACCAUGAGUUUAUUUGGCACCAACACCGGAUUUGGAACAACGGGAACUGGUGUUUUUGGAAGCUCAACGGCUGACACUCAUAAUCCUAUGAAAGAUGUUGAAGUGACUUCCCCACCCGAUGACAGCAUCAGCUGUCUAGCUUUCAGCCCCCCCACCAUGCCUGGGAAUUUUCUCAUUGGAGGAUCCUGGGCUAAUGACGUCCGGUGCUGGGAGGUACAGGACAAUGGACAAACUGUCCCCAAAGCUCAACAGAUGCACACGGGUCCUGUGCUUGAUACAUGCUGGAGUGAUGAUGGGAGUAAAGUGUUCACUGCUUCCUGUGACAAGACAGCCAAGAUGUGGGAUCUCAACAGCAAUCAAGCAAUGCAGAUUGCACAGCAUGAUGGCCCAAUCAAGUCGAUUCACUGGAUAAAAGCCCCUAACUAUAGCUGUGUCAUGACUGGCAGCUGGGACAAAACACUGAAGUUUUGGGACACCCGCUCUCCCAAUCCUAUGAUGUCUCUGCAGAUGCCAGAAAGAUGUUACUGUGCAGAUGUAGUGUACCCGAUGGCUGUGGUGGCCACAGCUGAGCGGGGCCUGAUUGUUUACCAGUUGGAGAACCAGCCGUCCGAAUUUCGCAGACUUGAAUCUCCUCUUAAGCAUCAGCACCGCUGUGUGGCCAUAUUCAAGGACAAGCAGAACAAGCCAACUGGCUUUGCACUGGGAAGCAUUGAGGGACGUGUUGCUAUCCACUAUAUAAACCCUCCAAACCCAGCCAAAGACAACUUCACCUUCAAGUGCCACAGGUCUAAUGGAACCAACACAGCCACCCCACAGGACAUCUAUGCUGUCAACGCUAUCUCCUUCCAUCCUGUUCACGGAACUUUGGCGACUGUUGGCUCAGAUGGUCGCUUCAGUUUUUGGGACAAAGACGCCCGCACCAAGUUGAAGACGUCCGAGCAGCUCGACCAGCCCAUUACAGCCUGCUGCUUUAACCACAAUGGCAACAUCUUUGCAUAUGCUUCUAGCUAUGACUGGUCAAAGGGUCACGAGUACUACAGCCCCCAGAAGAAGAACUACAUUUUUUUGAGGAAUGCUGCAGAGGAGCUGAAGCCUCGGAACAAGAAAUGAUUCUUCUUGCCAAGUUGCAUCUGGUGUGGGGAAACGCAGACAACCAGAUGCUUUAGGGAGCGUAUACGCUCAAGAAAGACUCCUACCUUUCACCAAACACCUGUAUCAGCUGCUGUGAUGCUGCUUCCUGUCCAUGGACCAAUCAGAGGCCUACACAACCCAGUGCUGGUGACAACUGCUUGGAAAACUUGUCAUAUAAGUUUGCAUACAUACGGAGGGUUUGUAAUUCAUCUGGGUAUGUUUUUCUUACAUGUCCUAUUUUUUUUUUACACCACUCCAAAGACUGUCCAUUUUUAAUUUGUUGUUACUCUGUGGUUUAUCUCUGAAUGAAAUUCCUAUGUAAAAUAAACAAGUGCUUGCAGAUA
Messenger RNA from Phyllopteryx taeniolatus (common seadragon), 2068 nucleotides. It is a transcript of the gene rae1, whose product is annotated as ribonucleic acid export 1. Gene Ontology annotation, molecular function: RNA binding; ubiquitin binding. NCBI's taxonomy places the organism in Eukaryota, Metazoa, Chordata, Actinopteri, Syngnathiformes, Syngnathidae. The transcript is spliced from 13 exons. Bases 597 to 1703 code for a protein of 368 amino acids. The record is from RefSeq and is a predicted model, not a curated record. Gene Ontology annotation, biological process: transcription-dependent tethering of RNA polymerase II gene DNA at nuclear periphery; RNA export from nucleus. Gene Ontology annotation, cellular component: nuclear pore.